AUGCCAGAUCUCCGAACAUUGAGUAAAAAGGAGCAUCAGCUCCGGAAGUCGCUUGAAGGGAUUCAGCAGUUCGUCGCUAGUUAUCAAGCAAGCAGAGAUGCGCGACAGGUCUGUGUACGUCUGGAGGCAUUAGAGAGGGUAUAUGGCCAGUUCGUCGAUAUUCGUAUGGAGAUUGAGCUGCUUUUAGAAGACGCAGUUGAGAAGGGCAAUCCCCAAGAAGAAGAAGCGUUGACGGUAGCGAACGAUAAAGUGAGGCAGGAAUUCGAAGACAGCUUUUAUUCCCUAAAGGCAGACCUAGUGGCCUUCAAAACGGUGGGCUCCAAUGUAUCGGUGGGAUCUACAAGUCAGCAGCCGGCAUCCCAGUUUGCAAAAGUGAAACUCCCGGAGAUCAAGCUGCCAUCGUUUAGUGGGAAGAUUCACGACUGGGUGCCAUACCGUGACAGUUUCCGUAGCCUGAUCCACGAUAAUCCCCUCCUUUCGGAUGUCGAUCGGUUCACCUAUCUCCGGUCUUCUUUAGUUGGCGACGCUUUUCAGGAAGUGAGUUCCAUUGAAUUGUCUGCGGCCAAUUAUGAGGUAGCAUGGAAAUCGCUCGAGAGUCGCUACGAGAACAAGAAGCUGAUUGUCAAGGCGCAUCUCGAUGCGCUCUUCGCCGUGGAGAGUCUCAAGAAGGAAAGCCAUGGAGGACUCAACCAACUAAUAGGUGACUUCGAGAAGAACCUGCAGAUGCUUGAGAAGAUCGGAGAGAAGCCGUCGGAUUGGAGCACCAUUCUGGCUUACAUGGUGUGUACCAGAUUGGACUUGGCGACUUUACGGCAGUGGGAAACCCACCACAACAGCAAGGAAGUGGCGAAGUACAAAGACUUGAUGGACUUCCUGAAGAGCCACUGUUCCGUAUUGCAAUCUGUGGUGCCAGUCGAUACCGUCAGUUCCAACAAGCAACGGUCGUCACGUCCUGCAAUUUGCAAUACAAUGGUUAAAUCGACGGUGAAAUGCUGGUUUUGCAACGAACCGCGCCAUUCCGUGUUCCAGUGUGUCAGAUUCCAGCGUAUGAGUGUGUCGGACAGAAUUGAGGCUGCCAACAGAAACAAACUCUGUCGAAAUUGUUUAUAUCCGGGCCAUUUUGCCAGAACGUGCGAGAAGGGAACGUGUCGUCAGUGUCGUCAGAAGCAUCACACACUGCUGCACACUGAACAGUCUAGAUCCUCCGAUCCACCCACGCAGUCAAGACCUCCGACAGUCAACCAACAACACAGACAGCCACAACAGCGAUUCACACCACCGAACCAACAUACUCAGAUUGCCAACACUGCCAAUACACAAGACUCACACACAGCCAGCCACAGAACACGCCACCACAAGCCAAACACAUGUAGCCCUCCCAUAACACCGACACAAAACAUAGUUUUAUCCACCGCCUUGGUCAGCAUUAGAGACCGCUAUGGCAGAUCCGUGCUGGCACGAGCGCUGCUGGAUUCGUGUUCGCAGCACUGUCUAAUGACAUCAAGUUUCGCUAGCAAACUCAAGCUAGACGAAACGCCAGUCUAUUUGGCGAUUCAAGGCAUUGGAUCGACUCAAAUUGCUUCCACCAGGCUGGUUACCGCCGUAGUUAGUCCAAGAUCGGUAAAUAUUUCAUCGUUUGCCGAAGAAAUGCAGUUCCAUGUGCUGCCGAAGCUCACCGUGUCACUGCCUACGGCAAGCUUCUCUGUUACAACGUGGAAUCUCCCAGAUUCGGCGCUUCUUGCGGAUCCCAGGUUCUUCGAGACAGGACCGAUCGAUCUUAUAAUCGGAGCUGAAUAUUACAUGGAACUGCUGAAGGAGGAAAGACGGAAAGCUACGGAUGAUAGUCCGACGGUGCAAGACACCGUAUUUGGAUGGAUUAUUUCCGGUCGUGUUCCUGAAGUUCCUGUUAGUGCAUCGUACUCGGUAGUUCACGUGUGUUCAACGGCGGAGAUACAAGAACAGCUUUCAAGGUUCUGGGAAGUGGAAACUUGCGAGUCGUUUUCGAUGCGUCAUGCCCGACAUCCAGCGGAAUUUCUCUGA
Molecule: messenger RNA, 2040 nt
Organism: Armigeres subalbatus
Lineage: Eukaryota; Metazoa; Arthropoda; Insecta; Diptera; Culicidae
Exons: 1
Coding region: 1-2040 (679 amino acids)
Molecular function (GO): zinc ion binding; nucleic acid binding
Source: RefSeq, a predicted model, not a curated record